GUUUGAAGGUGAACCACCGCUUUAAUGAAUUUGUUGCUUAUUUUGCAGAUAUGGUACAAUGAUAUUAUAUAUGAUACCUUAACUAGCUGUGCAUGAAAGCCCUACAUAUAUGGAUCAUCUUCGAGAAUAUCUACAAAAGAGACCUGUUGUGGAGCAUGGAGAAUACUGGUGAUGCUCGGUAGUGAAUUAAGCAACCCCAUCUGCCAGUGGAAGAAAAACUGCAAAUGCUGUCGUUUUCAACAGUGCACGAGGAAUAUUAAAUGUCCCCAUGUUCUUUAAAGUCAUGAUGAUGUCUGUAAUCAAUUGGACUGUAAGCCAUAUGGUUUGGGGUGAAUAUGAACAAGAACGAAGGGUCAUAAAUCAGGCAUGUAAUUAUAUAUUUUGAAGCGUGUUGAAUCUUUUCAGUUGGAGGUUUCCAACUUUUCACCAGAAUAUGACGCUGGAAAACAGUUAUUGAACCUGCAAAAGAAAGAGAUCAGCCUUACACUGCAUGUUAGCACUUUGGCCCAGUAUAUUAAACAAAAGCGCAUCCCAAGAGGCUUGCGGCUGGACAUUAAGCCUAAUCUAGGCAUUGAAGACCCUGCCUUUAACCAACAGUGGUUUGCCAUAUGCAAUAAAUGUAGCUUGGACCUGAUGCUACUAUCAGUCGAUAAUCUCUCUACGCAAGUGGAGACAAUUAGAUCAGAUAUUGAAAAACUCCGUACACAAAUAAUUGCGGAUAAAGGUGAGGAAGAAGCCGUUAAAAUCUUCUCACAGCAGCGUGAACCACUCAAUAGACUGCGUGAGCAGGUCGCAAUUAAAAAGGCAUCGAAACUAGAAAGGGACGCGAACGAUUAUCUUCAAAACCGGGUCUAUACAUGGCGGGAGGACCGUUACCAGCAGAGGGAAGACCGCUCCUACCUGAGAGAAGAUCGUGGCCGCCAGAGGGAGUAUCGCGGCAGAGGAACGUACCGGAAAGCAGAGGGACAGUAUUGGCAACGCACCAGAGGAAGUUCCCGGACCGGAUUGCCAGCCCCACACGGACACUCGCACCAGAACUAUCGCUCCACUCCAAAUGCUGCACAUAUGGAGUCAUAUGCGUCCAGCAGCAGCGACGAUUACAGCCCAUCCACCUCCAGCCAGCCUUUUUUAGAUGUGGAUCCACGGGAAAAGGGCUAUCCACCGAAGCGCUCAUACAAAAACCCUCGAGCACCUAUACCAAGGGAGCAAUAUCCACAGAGACUCCACUCCAAGCCGAGAUUUUGAGAAAAACCUACAUUUCUACUGUGGGUUCACGUUGAGAUUCUUAUCUUGGACUUUUAGAACACAGUCGACACUUUUCACCGCUUGCACAUACAUAUUGCCACCUUAACAUGUAUUACAUGUUUUUAUAUUUAUAUUUAUAUUUAUUGUUAAACCUCUAUGAUGGGUGGGGGCGGGGUGACACA
Molecule: messenger RNA, 1427 nt
Organism: Xenopus laevis (African clawed frog)
Lineage: Eukaryota; Metazoa; Chordata; Amphibia; Anura; Pipidae
Exons: 5
Coding region: 634-1245 (203 amino acids)
Source: RefSeq, a predicted model, not a curated record